UAAGAAGAAGAAGACUUCCUUCAUUAUUUCUCACAUCAAACAAAAUCUUUGAAACAUUUCAAUCUUAUAUAUAUGGCUCCAUUGUUGCAUCAGGUUUCUAAUUAUGGUUAUGGUAAGUGUGUAACCGUACGCUUCUGUGAUGGCAAGACGUAUGAUGCCAAGGAUGGAGAGUCUAGGGCAAUUAAUAGAGAUCUUAAUGUUGGUGCUGUUAAGAUUUAUAGAGACUCUAAAGAUGAAGAUCAAGCGUAUGUGCUGAAUUACUUCCCUUAUAAUCUCGAGCUUAAUGAUAAUCGUGGUAAGAAUAAAGGUCUUCAAGGUUAUCGUGUUCUUAUAUGGAAGCAGUACGGCACUAUUAAUCUAGAUGUAUUUUACGAUGAAAUGAAGAUUUGGUGCAAAACUAAUGAUUUAGGGAUAUAUACUUCCGAUGGAGAACUGAAAUAUUAUAAGUCUGUUAUUGCACGUCAUCGUGAGGAAGGAGGUAUCAGCGUUAUAGGUUUUGAAACAGCCGAAGGAGCGACUACUGCAGCUGCUAAAAAGGAAGAAGAUGAAAAUGAAGAAGCAUCGGCGAAGGUGAAAGAAGCAAAUGAAGAAGAAUCGACUAAUGCAUAAGACGGCCCAACCCAAAAUACCAUCAAGACUAAGUCACAUUUGACUAAGUAUCUCGUUUUUCCUUUUAAUAAAGCUUUGCAAAUAACAUUGUGGAUUUGUGUUUUUCUCUUUGAGGACAGAAACCAUGUUUCCUUUCUAUUGCUUUGUGCUUCCAAGUUUGUAGGAGUUGAUACUCCAAUAUUAUACAUUGUGAACAAAACAAAAAAAAUGAAUAAGUAUGUGUUUGCUUUUUGA
This is a messenger RNA of Arabidopsis thaliana (thale cress), 843 nucleotides long. RefSeq lists its product as uncharacterized. NCBI's taxonomy places the organism in Eukaryota, Viridiplantae, Streptophyta, Magnoliopsida, Brassicales, Brassicaceae. Bases 73 to 609 code for a protein of 178 amino acids. The record is from RefSeq and is marked reviewed. The transcript has a single exon.